Molecule: messenger RNA, 555 nt
Organism: Drosophila willistoni
Lineage: Eukaryota; Metazoa; Arthropoda; Insecta; Diptera; Drosophilidae
Exons: 2
Coding region: 69-353 (94 amino acids)
Source: RefSeq, a predicted model, not a curated record
AGCAAUCAGUUUAGUUAUACACUUUAACAUCAAAAAGAAACAAAAAUUCAAGAGGAAAACAUUACAAAAUGGAACAUAAUUUUACCGAUGAGCAAAACGAAGAGGUCGUCUAUUAUACCGAUGAAGAAACCACUGAGGCAAUGGACUUUAUCAAAGAGCAUCAAUUGCCCAUGUCCGAGUUGCUUUAUGCCUUGAAAUAUGUCCGCAUAUUGCAUGGCCCAGCCACAGGAACGGAUGAACAACUGAUGGAUGUGCAACAAGCACCAACAAUAUCACCGCCUUCUCCACCAUUAUAUUCCAUGCAGUUUGCAGUUAGUCCCACUGAACCAGUGUCAAUGAGAAAGGCGCCAUAGUACAAAUGGGUUCAGAGCGUUGAAUCCUUGGUAAUCAGAAACAACAAGACAUUGCAUCCAAUCAAGGAAACAACAUUCACAAAGUGAUAUUUAAUAAUUUUACUAAAGUUGUGCAAAAGCUUAUUAGACAAAUUUAACUCAUUAAAAAUAGUCCUUGUAGUUAUCAAAAGCAAGAGUACUUAGAUGCAAUUUUGAACAGAAA